Messenger RNA from Andrographis paniculata, 1340 nucleotides. Its product is annotated as malate dehydrogenase, glyoxysomal. The record is from RefSeq and is a predicted model, not a curated record. The coding region runs from base 125 to 1180 and encodes 351 amino acids. Lineage: Eukaryota; Viridiplantae; Streptophyta; Magnoliopsida; Lamiales; Acanthaceae. Gene Ontology annotation, cellular component: chloroplast; cytoplasm. Gene Ontology annotation, molecular function: L-malate dehydrogenase (NAD+) activity. The transcript has 9 exons. Gene Ontology annotation, biological process: tricarboxylic acid cycle; malate metabolic process.
AAUCCUUUUGCAACUCCACACUCUUUUUAGAACAACUUAUCCCAUUUCAUUUAUUUUAUGUCGAUUGCAGAAACUUCUCAACUGAAUACUUAACUCCAUUACCAUUAUUACUACUAUUCCAUCCAUGGAAGCUCAACAGAGGAUUGCAAGAAUUUCAGCUCAUCUCUAUCCUCAGCAGAUGGGAGAGUAUCAGACAUGUCUGAGCCGGGACAAUUGCCGCGCGAAAGGAGGUGCGCCGGGGUUCAAAGUGGCGAUCCUCGGAGCCGCCGGAGGGAUAGGACAACCACUAGCAAUGCUGAUGAAGAUGAAUCCUCUGGUCUCAGUUCUGCAUCUCUACGAUGUCGUCAACACUCCCGGCGUCACUGCAGAUAUAGGUCAUAUGGACACAGGAGCAGUUGUGAGGGGGUUCUUAGGACAGCAGCAGCUCGAGGGUGCGCUGACGGGGAUGGAUCUUGUAAUAAUACCUGCCGGAGUUCCAAGGAAGCCGGGGAUGACCAGAGAUGACCUCUUCAACAUCAAUGCUGGGAUUGUGAGGACCCUGUGCGAAGGGGUCGCCAAGUGCUGUCCUAAUGCGCUUGUUAACCUGAUCAGCAACCCCGUGAAUUCGACUGUCCCUAUUGCUGCUGAGGUCUUCAAGAAAGCCGGGACUUAUGACCCUAAAAAGCUCUUGGGAGUCACCAUGCUGGAUGUUGUGAGAGCCAAUACAUUUGUGGCUGAAGUUUUGGGAUUGGAUCCGAGAGAAGUUGAUGUACCUGUGGUUGGAGGACAUGCUGGGGUGACAAUUUUGCCACUUCUCUCACAGGUGAAGCCUCCUUGCUCGUUUACGCCGGAAGAAGUCGAGUAUCUAACAAAGCGGAUUCAGGAUGGAGGAACAGAAGUUGUCCAGGCGAAAGCCGGAGCAGGUUCUGCGACGCUGUCAAUGGCAUAUGCAGCAGUGAAAUUUGCAGAUGCUUGCCUGCGCGGCUUGAGAGGAGACGCCGGCGUCAUUGAGUGUUCCUUUGUUUCUUCCCAAGUUACAGAACUCCCUUAUUUUGCAACAAAGGUCCGGCUUGGCCGUGGAGGAGCAGAGGAGGUGUUCCAGCUGGGGCCUUUGAAUGAGUAUGAGAGGGCCGGACUGGAGAAGGCAAAGAAAGAGCUGCAAGAAAGCAUUCAGAAGGGAAUCUCCUUCAUCAAGAAAUAGAAACUACAUCAUCAAGAACAAUCCUUUACAUGCUGUCUGAUCUCUCUAGCUGCUGUAUGCAGAGAUUAUGUGAAACUAGUUACCUGUCAUGUGUAUAAUUUAUAGUAUAUGACUGAAAUAUAUAUACAGGUUAUAAAGUGGCAGCAAGAUUGAUAGCCAA